Molecule: messenger RNA, 1014 nt
Organism: Cryphonectria parasitica EP155
Lineage: Eukaryota; Fungi; Ascomycota; Sordariomycetes; Diaporthales; Cryphonectriaceae
Product: retinol dehydrogenase 13
Exons: 4
Coding region: 1-1014 (337 amino acids)
Source: RefSeq, a predicted model, not a curated record
AUGGCCUCGGAACGUCCCGCCUUCAAUGCUGCGCCCUAUGACGCGACGACAACCGCAACUGAGCUGGCCGAAAAGUACAGCAGCCAGAUCAGGGACAAGAUUGUCCUCGUCGUAGGGGCAUCUCUGACCAGCAUCGGCGGCACGUUUGCCGUGAGCAUCGCCAGCGCCCAGCCCCGUCUGCUCAUUCUGGCCGGCCGCAGCCUCGAGAAGACGCAACAGACGGCGGACGCCAUCACAACCGCCGAGACACGUGUUCUCCAGGUCGACCUCAGCUCUCUCGCCUCCGUCCGCGAGGCGGCCUCUGCCCUCCUGGCCUAUGAAGAUGUCCCCCGUGUGGACGUCGUCAUGCUGAACGCUGGCAUCAUGGGCACCGAGUACGCAGUCUCGCCGGACGGAUUCGAGAGCCAGCUCGCCACCAACCACCUGGGGCCCUUCCUCUUCACCAACCUAAUCAUGCCCAAGAUCCUCAAGUCCGAAGCGCCGCGGAUCGUGCCCGUGAGCAGUAAUGGCCACCGCCUCGGGGGCAUCCGGUGGGGCGACUAUAAUUUCAGCAACGGCGAGACGUACGAUAGAUGGCGUGCUUAUGGACAGUCCAAGACGGCCAACAUGCUCUUCGCCCGCAGCCUGGCAACAAAGCUCGGUGAGAAGCACGGGUUGCAGGCGUACAGCCUCUGCCCUGGGCUUGUCGGCGGCACCCUGCUCGGCGCGCAUCUUGACCCGGCGGUGGACUAUGCGGAGAUGACUGCCGUCGACCAGGCACUUGGGAAUAUAGAGGGAUGGGUACUCUUCUCAGGCAGAUUCACCUUCAAGAGCAUCGAGUGUGGCGCUUCCACCCUCGUUUUUGCGGCAUUCAGCCCCGAUUUGAAACACAGCAAUGGCGGCUUUGUACAUGAUUGCCAGCUUGCUGAUUUGGCGACUUCGGACUAUGUCAAGGUCUGGGCUCGGGAUGAUAUUGAGGCUGAGAGGUUGUGGAAGCUGACUGAGAGACUGGUGGGACAAGAGUUUGUUUACUGA